Molecule: messenger RNA, 1188 nt
Organism: Morchella sextelata
Lineage: Eukaryota; Fungi; Ascomycota; Pezizomycetes; Pezizales; Morchellaceae
Exons: 2
Coding region: 1-1188 (395 amino acids)
Biological process (GO): meiotic DNA double-strand break formation; meiotic DNA double-strand break processing; reciprocal meiotic recombination
Cellular component (GO): nuclear chromosome
Molecular function (GO): ATP binding; DNA binding; DNA topoisomerase type II (double strand cut, ATP-hydrolyzing) activity
Source: RefSeq, a predicted model, not a curated record
AUGCAGGACCACUCCGAUUCGGACUAUCCACCCACAAAGAGACGCAAACUAGAAGACUCCGAUACUGCAGACACAGAUACCACAGAGCCCACUGCUAGCACAGCUACCAAUAGCAGCACAGCCACCGACAGCACAAGCACAGAAGCCACCGAACCCCCCACUGCACAAUCCAUCACUCGCACCCACCUCCUGCACCAAAUCGAGUCCAUCUUCCACUCCCUCACCACGACCCUCUCCUCUCCCACCGGCCCACAUCCACUCACCCUCCUCCUCGCCCCCCGGCCCCGCCAUCCCACCACCAGCAUCACCCCCACCACCACCACCGCAAUCUCCUUCCCCACCUCCGCCCACCGCUUCACCUCCAUCCUCAAGAUCCUCACCAUCAUCCACACCACCCUCACCACGCACCAGCCCCCCACCACAAAACGCGACAUCUUCUACCAGCACCCCACCCUCUUCCGCACCCAGGCCGCCGUCGACCGCAUCAUCGACGACCUGACCGCCACGUUCCGCGUCCCCCGCCACGCGCUCGGCAUCGUCGCCAGCGCCAAGGGCCUCGCCCACGGCGACUUCACCGCGAACGGCCGCACCUACAGUGCACCCGGCGGGGGCAUCAUCGUGCCGGGCGAGACGGGCGAGGUUGUCGUUGGCAGGGGCGUGGAGUAUGUGCUGAUUGUCGAGAAGGAUGCAGUGUUCCGUACGCUUUGUAGCGGGGACGCAUUGGGAGGGAAGGGGAUUAUAGUGACGGGGAAGGGGUAUCCGGAUGUUGCGACGCGGGAGCUAGUGAAGGAGUUGUCGGGGGCGUUGCCGGUGUUUGCGGUGGUGGAUAUGGACCCGUAUGGGAUUGAGAUCAUGGCCACGUAUAAGUUUGGUAGUAUUGCGCUGGCGCAUGAGAGCCAUAGGUUGGCGGUGGAGAGGGUUGAGUGGUUGGGGGUUAAGACUGGUGACCUUGAGGAGGUUAUUAGGAGUGCUGAGGGGGAGGUGGAGGGGGUUAUGGUGCUGACGGAGAGGGAUAGGAGGAAGGCGGUGAAGAUGCUGGGGAGGGAGUGGAUGGAGAGGGUGCCGGAGUGGAGGAGUGAGAUUCAGAAAAUGUUGGUGCUGAAUGUCAAAGUGGAGAUUGAAAUCCUGAGUAAUAGCAUACUGAAAGAGUGGAUCAACAAGAGGAUCUCUGAAAUGAUGAAUUGCUAA